Molecule: messenger RNA, 1030 nt
Organism: Populus nigra (black poplar)
Lineage: Eukaryota; Viridiplantae; Streptophyta; Magnoliopsida; Malpighiales; Salicaceae
Exons: 4
Coding region: 255-782 (175 amino acids)
Source: RefSeq, a predicted model, not a curated record
CACACAAACCUAAGACCUCAUUCCCAUCUUCACUUUCUUGCACACUCAUCUCUGGUCAUAUCUAUCACCCGUCCAAUCUUAAUCCAUCCUUCUUAUCUCUCCCUCACUCCCUCUCCUUUAUCUCUCCUUAAAAAUCGAAACUUUGAUCUCUCCUCUCUCUCUCUCCUUCCUCCUUGAAUCUCUCCUCUUUGUGGAGGGGUCUUCGUGGCAGCUCAGCUCAGAGGUUUGGCUUGGUGGUUUGUUGAUAAGUGAAAAUGAAUUAUUAUGGAUAUGAGCAAAAGAGCGCCAUGAUAGGAGGUUGUGAGGAAAGGGAGAGGAUGGUGGUGGUGGCGGAGUCUGUGGUUUGUCCGAAGCCAAGGAGAUUGGGACUUUUAAAUCCUCCUCUUAAUGAACAAAUCAGACCUCUAAGAUUGCCUGUCAAUCACCAUGCGGAGAUGGCAGAUUCGAAAGCCGGGGCAGAGCUGCUAGACAUAAUUCUUACUAAGGGAGGUUAUGGUGGGGACAAACCCGGUUUCCAGGUGGCAUCAUCACCACCAUUUUACUGUGGAUCUCCACCAUGUAGGGUAUCAAAUCCUGUAAUCCAAGAUGCUCGAUUUGGUAAUGAAAAAAUAACCCCAUUAUCUCCUGCGCCACCAUCCCCACCACCAUCCUCAUCAUCUGCACGUAAAGGAGGAGGUUGUGUCCGAAUGAAGUUUGGGCACACGCCAGCUGCAGUAAGGAUUGAAGGGUUUGAUUGUCUCCGCAGAGAUGGGCGAAACUGUAGCAUCUCCGCUGUGGCAUGAACAUUGAAUUGGUGAAACCUUCAAUGCAGCAAAUUUUUGAUUAUAUAAGAGGGGGAGAGAGCUAAUGGUAGUGUGUACUUGUACUGCUGGUGUUUUUUUGCGAGUGUAUAUAUAAUGUUAAUGGGUGUUCCAUGUUGAGGUUGUCGGUGUUCACUCUCAUAAUAUGUACAUUACAAUGAAGAUCAUGAGAGAAAAAUGUUUAAUUUUCGAAGGAAUAAAAGAAGAUGCAACUGUUUCUCUUUGUAUUA